Messenger RNA from Macadamia integrifolia, 835 nucleotides. Its product is annotated as 40S ribosomal protein S18-like. Gene Ontology annotation, molecular function: structural constituent of ribosome; RNA binding. Gene Ontology annotation, biological process: translation. The record is from RefSeq and is a predicted model, not a curated record. Bases 159 to 617 code for a protein of 152 amino acids. Gene Ontology annotation, cellular component: ribosome; cytosol; small ribosomal subunit. Lineage: Eukaryota; Viridiplantae; Streptophyta; Magnoliopsida; Proteales; Proteaceae. The transcript is spliced from 4 exons.
UUUUUUUCCUCGUAUUAGGGUUUUGGAACUUCUCAAGUCCUCAUACUCUUUAAAGCCGUCGUCGCCGAAAGAGCUGUUCUCUCUUCUCUUUUCCUUCCUCCAUUUUUCCCUCCAGCAGAGAAGACUGAAGAUUAAGGAGAGGCGUCUAACGUUCAGCUAUGUCUCUCGUUGGGAAUGAAGACUUUCAACACAUUCUUCGUGUUCUCAACACGAAUGUCGAUGGAAAACAGAACAUCAUGUUUGCUCUAACUUCGAUCAAAGGUAUCGGUCGCCGUUUUGCUAACAUAGUAUGCAAGAAAGCCGACGUCGACAUGACCAAGAGAGCCGGUGAGUUAUCUGCUGUUGAGCUUGAAAACCUCAUGGUGAUUGUUGCAAAUCCACGACAGUUCAAGAUCCCUGAUUGGUUUUUGAACAGGAAGAAGGAUUAUAAGGAUGGUAGGUAUUCCCAGGUUGUUUCCAAUGCGUUGGACAUGAAACUAAGGGAUGAUCUUGAGAGGUUGAAGAAGAUCAGGAACCACCGUGGUCUCCGUCACUAUUGGGGCCUAAGGGUUCGUGGUCAGCACACAAAGACAACUGGCCGCAGGGGAAAGACUGUUGGUGUCUCAAAAAAGCGAUGAACUUUUAUCCCGUUUCCUUGCUUUCUACAUUUUUGGGGGUUUUCUCUUGUUACAAAUAUUUGUUACCUUUUCUGGGUCUAAUAUGUUAUAGAUCAUUAAAUGAGUGGCUUUCUCUUUUAUAGGUUUGAUGAAUUUUUGGAUGCCCUCAGUUAUGUUUUCUUUAUCUAGGUUCAAACAUUGUUGUUAUUCUGAGUUAUGAAUCAAUUUUGAUUUGUUUA